AUGUUUUUAUGCAACAAUAAUGAUAAUGGUAAUGGUGACGAUGUCAAUAGCAACAAUGGCAAUAGAAAUAUCAAUGCGGUGUUAGUGAAGACAACAAGUGGUGGCGAUAGUAAUGGUGAUGGCAAUGACAUAUGUAGUAUUAGUGGUUGUAAUGCCAACAAUGAUAGCAAUGUAGGUGGUGACAGUGACAGUGGUGGGUGGUGGUGCCAGUGUGGUGGUGGUGGUGAUUGUGGCCACAUUGGUGGUGGUUGUAGUAGUGGUGAUGGUGAUAGAGGUGGUAUCGUUGGUACUGAUAACAAUGAUGAUGGCGAUGGUGAUAGUAAUGCCGGUGAUAAUGGUGAUGUUGGUGGCAACAAUGGUGACAGUGAUGCUGGUGGUGGUCGCGACAACGUUGGUAACAAUUGUUGUUGUGGUGAUGGUGGUGACAAAAACGAUGGUGGCGACAUUGAUGGUGGUGGUUGUAGCGGUGCUAGUGGUAGUGGUAGCCAGUUAUGGCGGUCACAAUGA
Glycine soja is the source of this 507-nucleotide messenger RNA. RefSeq names its product N66 matrix protein-like. Bases 1 to 507 code for a protein of 168 amino acids. Lineage: Eukaryota; Viridiplantae; Streptophyta; Magnoliopsida; Fabales; Fabaceae. The record is from RefSeq and is a predicted model, not a curated record. The transcript is spliced from 2 exons.